Messenger RNA from Theobroma umbraticum, 806 nucleotides. RefSeq names its product RING/FYVE/PHD zinc finger superfamily protein (gene PIT1). Gene Ontology annotation, biological process: protein ubiquitination. Gene Ontology annotation, cellular component: membrane. NCBI's taxonomy places the organism in Eukaryota, Viridiplantae, Streptophyta, Magnoliopsida, Malvales, Malvaceae. The record is from RefSeq and is a predicted model, not a curated record. Gene Ontology annotation, molecular function: zinc ion binding; ubiquitin-protein transferase activity.
GGCCAGUCUAUGGAGGAGAGGAGAGACAUUGAAAGGGAAAACAGAGGAGAGCAUAUUUUGAAACACACAUAAGAAAAAGGUAAGUUUUCAAAAACAAAAGGGAAAGCUGAGAGGAAAUGGGGGAUGUUGUUGUGUUUGUUGAUGAUUUAUCAUCGAAUUAUUCAAUUUCACACUGUAGAAUUUGCCAUGAAGAAGAAUUUGAAAGCUUUAAGAACUUGGAAGCUCCUUGCGCUUGUUCUGGCACUGUCAAGUUUGCACAUAGAGAUUGUAUACAGAGGUGGUGUAACGAGAAGGGAAACACAACCUGUGAAAUUUGUCUUCAGGACUAUGGACCAGGAUAUACUGUAACAGUAACAGCACCUUCAAAGAAGUCUCAGCUGAUUGAAGCUGCAGUAACCAUCAGAGAUAGCCUACAAAUUCCGAGAAGAGAGCUUGAGCCACAACACCAAAGGUUGGUGGCCUUAGCUGAAGGAAUGAACGUCGAGAAUGACUUCCCUCAAUGUACUUCUGCUGCUGACAGAGGCGCCUCUUGCUGCCGAUCACUGGCCCUCACUUUUACUGUGGUCUUGCUCGUCAAACAUCUCUUUGCAGUGCUCAAUGGCGAAACUGAUCAUUACCCAUUUGCACUCCUUACCAUACUUUUUUUAAGAGCUACUGGAAUUUUACUCCCAAUGUAUAUAUUGGUUCGGACAAUUACGGCUAUUCAAAACAGCCUUAGGCGACAUUAUCAUGAUUCUGACGAGGAGCCCUCCAACUCUGACGAUGAAGACGAUUGUUUGAGCAGCACAGUCGCACACCACAACUGA